AUGACCCAGCCUGUCAACCACCCGAGCUUGUCGCCGCAAUUCUGCUUCUCAUCCGGGACCCUUCGCGAAUUUCUACGGCUGUCGAGGUCAUCCGUCGACGACUCCAUCACCCAGAACCUCAAUGCACUCGUGAUGCCUGCAGAAGGGGGCUUCGAUCCGCAGUCAACGUCUCGGCGGGCGUGGGCACCACCAUCCCGCCAAAUCAGCCCGGGGGCAUGCCAGUCAUUCAAAGACACAGUUCUGUUCCCAGCGUGGCAGGCCCGGACUGAAGUGCUCGACUACUGCGGACUCGUCGCCACCAGCCCCGACCUGGACGACCCAGAGGCCAUGAUUCGAGAAGUCGAAAAUCAGCGAGACCGUGAGCGGGUAGUCAACGAGCGUCUAGAUCCGUACUCCGGCAGGUUCUUCCCACGAGAAGCCCGCACCCAGACACUGGCUACGCUUAUCCGCCAGGAAUGCGGCGUCGAGAGCGUCGUACGGAGUCGGACCUGGGAUGUAGUUCAACAGCGCUGCGCGGCGCCACCAGAGAGUUGGGAAGAUGCCGUCGGGCGAUGGCGCGAUACGCAAGCUUCGUCCACGAGGCCUAGUCCCGGGCAAUAA
Hirsutella rhossiliensis is the source of this 600-nucleotide messenger RNA. Its product is annotated as caffeine-induced death protein 2 domain-containing protein. The coding region runs from base 1 to 600 and encodes 199 amino acids. The transcript has 2 exons. Lineage: Eukaryota; Fungi; Ascomycota; Sordariomycetes; Hypocreales; Ophiocordycipitaceae. The record is from RefSeq and is a predicted model, not a curated record. Gene Ontology annotation, cellular component: mitochondrial intermembrane space; mitochondrion.